ACAUAAGUUAGUUAAAUAAUAAAUAGGUGUUAUGACUGAAAUCCCAUUGAUGUGUAAUACUUUUGUAUCAAGUAAAUGUAUGCCUAGAGUUACGAGUAUAUUAUACAAACGAAAAAUAAAAUUUAUCCUGGUUGAAAAUAAUAUAUUUGAGGGUUGAUUUUCAUUGAUUUUAUUGCAGUUUACUUUGGUUUGACCUUACAUAAUUUUAAUAUUAUAUCGUUCCAUAUACGAUUUCUAAAAACCGGUAAAUAUUGUGACGUUAAAAAACCGGUUUGUGAUAAAAAAAAACAUCAAGCUCUAGUUACAAAGUACUCUGUGCUCUAGGCUUAGACUGUUCUCUAUGGUUCCCUAUAAAAUAAGUUUUUAUGGUUAAUCAUCUGUGGUGAAUGUCAAUUUGACAUUUUCAUUUUCUGUAUUUGCUUUCCUUUUGUCUAUGGUAUUGUUGUUGAAAAUAAAUUGUUUUUACAAGUUUUUACUUCUUAUUUAGCUCUGAAUAAAUGAAUAAAUAAAGAAAAUUAAGUAUAAAAUGUAGUCUCAAGUGUGAAACCUACAUUAUAACAAUAAUUCAAAGCUAUUAUAACAUUGGAUUACAAAAAAAAAACAAAACAUCCUACCGGUAACCUCCUCAACAAAAAUGAGCGAAACAUCUUGCUAUAUUCUGGACAAUGGGGCUUACUCAGCUAAAGUAGGCUUCUCUAACGCCGAACCGAAGAUCGUACCCAACUGUAUAAUGAAAGCGAAGUCUGAAAGACGUCGUCCUUUCAUCGGAUCUCAAAUCGACGAAUGCAGAGACGCGUCAGGCCUUUUCUACAUCUUACCUUUCCAAAAGGGUUUCCUAACCAAUUGGGACACUCAAAAAACCAUAUGGGACUUCAUAUUUAGCAAGGAGUGCUGCCCAGUUAACUUUAGUGAGACUCCUUUGAUUGUUACUGAGCCAAUUUUUAAUUUUUCUUCCAUACAAGAGGCUAUGACUGAAAUUUUCUUUGAAGAGUAUGAAUGCCAAACGUUAUUACGGAUAAAUGCUACGGAUUUAGCGGAAUACCAUUAUAGGAAGACACAUAAUAAUGAUUGUACUGUAGUUGUUGAUUCUGGGUACAGUUUUACUUAUAUUGUUCCUUAUAUCAAAGGCAAGAAGUAUAAAAAAGGCAUCCGCCGCAUAGAUGUAGGAGGCAAAGUUUUAACGAAUCACUUGAAAGAGAUUCUGUCUUAUAGACAAUUGAAUGUGAUGGAAGAGAGUUACGUGAUAAACCAAGUAAAGGAGGACUCGUGUUUCGUGUCACAGGAUUUCAUGGCAGAUAUGGAGAUUGCUAGACAGAAAGGAACAACCAACACAAUAGUAAAAGACUACGUCCUGCCAGACUACACAACCCUCAGACGAGGGUAUCUCCGUGACAUUGUCAAACCUGACGAGGACUUGGAACAGCAAACUCUACGCCUCAACAACGAGAGAUUCACCAUACCAGAACUUCUAUUCCGACCAUCAGACGUUGGAAUUCCACAAAUGGGUAUUCCAGAAGCCAUAAUGAAUAGUAUAGAAGCGUGUCCCGAAGAAAAUAUGGAAGGAUUGCUUGAGAAUAUAGUUUUGUAUGGAGGGAAUACAUUGUUUAAAGGAUUCCGUGAUAGGGUUUAUAACGAGGUUAGAUCGUUUGCGUUGGAUCAUUUUGAUGUUACAGUGACUUUGGGGGAUAAUCCAGUGACGUAUGCUUGGGAGGGAGGUAGAAUGUUGUUCCGUGAUCCCGAUUUCUAUUCGUUCUGUAUGACACGGGAAGAGUACGAGGAAGAGGGGCGCUCUCUGGCGUUUGAAAGGUUCGAUAUAUAACGGCGGGAGCGAGCCAGGCGGCCCGAAUAGGCUGCUGGCUCGAUUAGGAACCAAGGCGUUAUAUUUUCUAUAAUCUAUGACAUCGGGUUGUCAUAUAGUCUACUAGCCGAUGCCCGCGACUUCGCCCGCGUGGAUUUUGGUUUUUCGAAAUCCCGUAGUAACUCUUUGAUUUUCCGGGAUAAAAAGUAGCCUAUGUGCUAAUCCAAGAUAUUAUCUAUCUCCAUUCCAAAUUUCAGCCAAAUCCGUCCAGUAGUUUUUGCGUGAAGGAGUAACAAACAUACACACACACACACACACAUACAAACUUUCGCCUUUAUAAUAUUAGUGUGAAGUGUGAUGUGACAUGUGGGAUGUUGUAUACUCCAUGACAGGGAUGACAUUAAUUUUUUUAAAUCCUCCUCAAUAAAAUAAUAUGACA
Molecule: messenger RNA, 2237 nt
Organism: Maniola jurtina (meadow brown)
Lineage: Eukaryota; Metazoa; Arthropoda; Insecta; Lepidoptera; Nymphalidae
Gene: Arp6
Product: actin-related protein 6
Exons: 3
Coding region: 635-1819 (394 amino acids)
Cellular component (GO): Swr1 complex
Molecular function (GO): nucleosome binding
Source: RefSeq, a predicted model, not a curated record